Fonsecaea multimorphosa CBS 102226 is the source of this 1443-nucleotide messenger RNA. RefSeq lists its product as uncharacterized. Lineage: Eukaryota; Fungi; Ascomycota; Eurotiomycetes; Chaetothyriales; Herpotrichiellaceae. The transcript is spliced from 2 exons. The record is from RefSeq and is a predicted model, not a curated record. The coding region runs from base 1 to 1443 and encodes 480 amino acids.
AUGCAUGAAGACUUGCGCCGCAGGGCCCUCGAGAGCGGCAAGACCGUCUCCAACAAGGCCAAAUCCAAGCAGUCAUCAAGAGGGAGUUCGCGCGGCAAUUCGGCGCCCAAUUCGCGAAGUGCCUCUCGCAUCCAGAGCAGAGACGUCUCGGACGACGAGGAUUUAGACAAGGGCAAUCUCAGUGAUGACACGACCCAGAGUAUUAAUUCGAUCGAUGCUCUCCUCGAAACCGACGACAUCAAUGAGCAGACUUCGGACGCCGCUCGACAGGAGUUGAACGACGUUAUCGCGGAACUGCUCGAUCGGAAAGGGAGCAGCAACAAGAGCAGGGAAGAUGCGCUGACUACAUAUGUCAAAUGCUUGACCUCGCACUAUCUGGCCGAGGUCCUCUACGGCCGCGUUGAAGACCUCUUGGGCGCGUUCAGCCGAAGCAUCAAGGCAGAAACGAGCGAGAAAGAAACGACUUUGGCCUUGAGGGCCAUGGCACUUACUGCCAUCACGUUCGCCGAUGGCAGCCUUUACGACACGGUCGCGGCGUCCUUGAAACGGUCCAUCUCCGAUUCUCAGUCCACUUCGGUCAAGGCUGCGGCAAUCUAUGCCAUCGGGAUCUGCAUUUCGUUCGGUGGCGCGGGAGAAGAAGAGAUCCUGGACGUCAUGACUUUUUUAUUGGAGAUUGCGUCGAGUGACGGGGCGUUUGUUGAUGCAGACGACAGUGCCGAAGUUGUCACCGCCGCCUUAAACACGUACGGCUUCCUGGCCACUCAAGUGGAAGAUCUCGAGCAGGAGUCGGAGGAUGCGGUUGCGACAUUCCUCGACCAGCUUGAUGCAGACGACGCCAAAGUCCAAGUAUCGGCGGGCGAGAACAUUGCUUUACUGUACGAGAAAAGCUACACGCCGCGCGAGGAAGACGAUGAGUCGUCGGAGGAGGACGAGGAGAUACCUGAAGACGAACUGCCCCAUGACCGGCCUCACAUGCGGUCCUACCUGGUCAAACGGUACAACCCGUACCACAACACGCACGAGGUGCUGGAAAAGGUGACGGCACUCUCGUCGCUCAGUACCAAGUCGAUGAAUCGACGAGACAAGAAGUCACUGCACCAAUCGUUCGCCAGCAUUGUCCUAACGGUGCAAGACCCCCGACUGGGGCUCCAGUCCAACAACGCCUCCAAGAUGGUGGUGCGGGUGCAUCGGGAAGGCGAGAUGCGAGUGGACAAAUGGUGGAAGUUGAUGCGGUUGCACGCCAUUCGAAGGCUCCUUGGGGGAGGGUUUGUCAAUCACUACUUUGAAGGCAACAAACAGGUGUUGGACGCGUUGCCGAUGAUUAUGCGGGGCAUUGGAAGUUCCGGCAUGCCGAGUCCUCGAAAGAUGGGCGGCAACAAGACGCAGAAGGGCAAAUACCGCGACGUGCGACGCUUUGUGUCGGCCGACCUGACGGCGACUUGA